UUGCCGCUGCCGCGCGGCUUCGGGCCGCCGCCUUCGCCCGCCUUCGCCGAGAGCGGCAGCAGCGACUCGGAGUCCAGCUGCUGCUCCGGCCGCGCCGCGCACGACUCGGACUGCGGCUCCAGCCCUUCCAGCUCCAGCGAGGGCAGCUCGGAGGAGGAGGACGAGGAGGAGGAGGACGAGGAGGGCAGCGGCGGCUCGGACUCCAGCGAGGGCAGCUCGGAGGAGGAGGAGGAAGAGGAGGAGGAGGAGGAGGAGGAGGAAGAGGAGGAGGAGGAGGAGGACAGCACCUCGGACUCCGACUCCAGCUCGGUCUCCAGCCAGGUCUCGGUGCAGAGCAUCCGCUUCAGGCGCACCAGCUUCUGCAGCCCGCCCGCCGUGGUGCACGCCAACUUCUUGUACCAUCUGGCCGCCGCCGCCGCCCCCCGGCCCCCGGCCCCGGCCCCGACGGAUCCCGGCGGGCCACCCGCCCUCCGCCGCGCCGCGGGCUGCGUGAAGCCGGAGCUGCCCGAGGAGUGGGGCCGGCCCGGCUGGGGCCCAGCGCUGCGCUGCCCCGGCGGCCCUGGGAGCUGCUUCGCAGAGAUAAGGGAGCGGAGGGCGGCCGAGAUCACAUUCCCACACUCUGAAUUUCCCAAUAACGCCAAGAGUACUGACCUAACAAUUAACUGCGUUGCAAAGGGGGCCUCUUCACCUAGCCCAAAGACAAACAAUGCAUUUCCACAACAAAGAAUACUCAGAGAGGCAAGGAAAUGCCUUCCAGCAACUACUACACACUGUGCAGAUAACAAUACAAUAGCUGCUAGGAUCUUAAAUAAUGAUUCUUCAUCAGCGGCUGCGAAUUCCGAAAAAGAUUCCCAAAUCCCUCAUUGUAUUGAAUUUGCCACGGAUUUGCCCUCGUUACGGACCGACCCCGCGGAGGACGCCGCCUCUCCGGGGGCCGCGGAGCCGCGGAGCGCUGAGCCGGGGGUCGAGGCGCUGCCCUUCCCGCACCGCGUCCGCAUCAAAACCGAGGAGGAGGCGAGCGGUGAGGACGGGCCCGACCCUCCGCCUCAGGAGCUGCGGUGUGAGUGCAAUCAUCCCGAGGAGGAGCGUCGCGGCGUGACGGAGGGCAGCGAGCAGGACGCUUUAGGAACGGCCAGGGAGGAUUCUGCAUGCACUGAGAAAGAAACCACUUCCUUCCCCCCGCUGACUCAGAGUCAGGGCCUCUCAUGCACUUUAGGUACUCCAAAACCUGAGGAUGGGGAGUAUAAAUUUGGAGCGAGGGUAAGAAAGAACUACAGGACGCUGGUUCUGGGCAAGCGGCCCGCGCUGCAGCCUCCUCCGCUGAAACCAAAUCUGAAAUCGGCGCGGAGCCCGCGGCCCGCAGGUAAAGCCGAGCCCGAAGGAACACUGGACGAUCUCACGGCCAACAAUAGGCGCAGGAGGGUAGCCGGCAAUGUAGCAUCAGCGGUGAAAAGGCCGUUUAAUUUCAUGGCAAAUUUUCCCUGUCCACCGUCGCUAAUUAUUGGCCAUGACGGGGAUUUGUUGCCAGCUUACUCCUUAAGCACCACUAAGGACUCGCAAGCACCUCACAGGGCCCAUCCCGUGUGGAAAUGGCAGCUGGGCGGCUCUGCAAUACCUCUCCCACCUAGCCACAAAUUCAGGAAAUUUAAUUAAUAAAAUACUUUGGAAAAUAUUUGCUGGAACCACCUCUCGGGCUGUGCGCUGCGUGAGCUCGGCAGGAAGGUUCGUGCGGCCCUUAACGCCGCGCAGCGCUCGCUGCUGGGAUCCGUCGUGUCGUUUGUGAAGACAGAACCCGGAUUACCAUUUUCUUCCCUUGUUCCAACAGUGGUUUUGGUUUGGUUUGUUUGGAUCUUUUUUUGUUGUUGUUGUUUUUCUUUUCUUUUCCUUUUUUUUUUUUUUUUUUUCCCUGUUACGUUUGGGUGUUUUUUGUUACAUUCCACAGAGUACUUCAGGCAAAGACUCAACUUAACUCAGUUACGCCGGUAGAGCUGGAACACUUUACUGUUUGAAUGCUAAUAAUGCACCAGUACCUCAAUUCAACUGCUGCAAAUAAAUGUCAAAAGGUUGAAUAAUAAAUACUAGAAUGAGCCAUUAAAUUUAUGCACUAGAUUUCGAA
This is a messenger RNA of Lagopus leucura (white-tailed ptarmigan), 2116 nucleotides long. RefSeq names its product SKI/DACH domain containing 1 (gene SKIDA1). Lineage: Eukaryota; Metazoa; Chordata; Aves; Galliformes; Phasianidae. The annotation marks the transcript as partial. The record is from RefSeq and is a predicted model, not a curated record. The transcript has a single exon.